AUGGCGGACUCAAUCAUGGAAAAGGAGAAGAAUAUCACUCCUUCAUCUUCAGAAGAACAUGGACUAGGAAACACAACGCAAGAAGUUACUCUCACAAAGGACGGCUUCAGUGUCCAUCCGCAACCCAUCCAAGAUGACCCCUUGGACCCCCUCAACUGGUCACCGUUCCAGAAGAACGUCAUCCUCGCCAUCGUCAUGGCAUUAUACUUCAUGUUCACAUACAUCACAACGACAACAGUCCCCUCCUUUCCCGAGAUCCAAGAACAAUAUUCCCUCACCCUCGAGAUGGUAAACUGGACCGUCGCCAUCCCCGCUCUAGGCCUCGCACUCGGGCCUCUGAUCUGGUCUUCCCCCGCAGACAUCAUCGGCCGCCGCCCCGUCUUCAUCCUCGGAACCAUCGUUGCCUUCGCCGCCACCAUCGGAGCCGCCAAGGCUGAUUCGUACGGGGGAUACAUGGCCGCCCGUCUCUUCCAGGGUUUGGGAGUCAGUCCCGCAGCGACUGUAGGUUUGGCAAUCAUCAACGACAUGUUCUUCGAACACGAGCGCGGACAAAAGGUGGGACUGUGGGUGUUGGCCAUCGAUUUGGGUCUGCUCACGGGUCCCCUGGUGGGAGGCUUCGUGGACCUGAUCGACCAUUACUGGAUCCAGUGGCUUACGGCCAUCUUCUUCGCCGUCAUCUUGAUCGCCGAGUUGGCUUUCCUGCCCGAAACCCUUUACCCCAGGGAUUUCAUGCUGUCCAAGACGAAGGGUGUUAUGCCUUCCACCGGUGUAAGUGAUGAGAAGGACCUUGCGAGGGCAACUGUUGCCGCGGAGGAAGUGAAUGUGCCCAGGACGAAAAAGCUCGGCUUUGCCAACCUGAAGCCCGUGCCGGCUAUGAGACACCCCAAGCCAUGGGACUCGGUCAUUCGGUUCGGAAAACUGUUCAUGUUCCCCGUCGUGCCCAUCGCAACGGGCGUGUACUGCUUCGGUUGGUAUUGGUGGGUGUUGUCAGUCAUCACGAUGAUUCCCGUCGCGUACGCCGACUACUCGCCGCAGACUCAGGGAACGGACGGGGGACAACCAUCUGACUUUGGCCGCAGCCUGUUCUUCAUCGGACUCAUCGUCGGCACCCUCAUCUCCGAGAUAUUCUUCUCCGGCAAGCUCAGCGACUGGCUCGUCGUCAAGCUGGCGAAGCGCAACGACGGCACAAAGACGGCUGAGAUGCGUCUCUGGCUCGCAUACCCCGCUGCCAUCCUUACUGCCGUCGGCCUCAUCGUCUGGGGUGUCAGUAUUGACAAGGGGUAUCACUGGAUGGUGGGACAAGUUGCUUUUGCCCUUUUCGGCGCCGGGAUACAGAUGGGCAACACGGCAAUCUGCUCGUACAUUGUCGACGCGUACCCGCUGCAGAGCAUGGCCGUCAUCACGUUCUACGCCGUCCUCCUCAACUUUAGCGCCUUCGUCGACCCCUUCUUCAUCGCGCCGUGGGUUGACAACGUGGGAUACACGUGGGCCUUCGCGGGGCAUGCGAUUAUAACGGUGUUUUUCUGUAUCCCUGCGCUUGCGUCCCUGCAUUGGUUUGGCGGUUCUAUUAGGGAGCGCUGUGGAGCUCCUGAUUGGGUUAAUCCGGAGUAUGAUCAUGAUGUUGUCGGAGAUGCGUAG
Molecule: messenger RNA, 1638 nt
Organism: Colletotrichum truncatum
Lineage: Eukaryota; Fungi; Ascomycota; Sordariomycetes; Glomerellales; Glomerellaceae
Product: major facilitator superfamily transporter
Biological process (GO): transmembrane transport
Cellular component (GO): plasma membrane
Molecular function (GO): transmembrane transporter activity
Source: RefSeq, a predicted model, not a curated record